AUGAUGCCCAACGAUGGUGUAUGGGGUAGUCCAGCGGAUGGUGCGCACGCAGACCUGCUGCACUCCCUUUCCAAGACCAACUCCAGGACGAGUGAUGACCACAAUAUGUCCACGAACAGUUACCUGAGUCUGUCUUCGAUGGCGUAUGGUAACAAUGCGAACCAGGGCCACCUUGUCGAUGCGUCUAUUGAUGCAGAGCUGGCGUCUAUCGUCUCCUCGCUGAGUGCGCUGUCGCACACCAACACCAACACUAUGCCCCAACAGCAGCAACAGCAGGCGUCGUUGUUGAGUUCCCCUAACUUGCAGAAAAUUGGCACCGCGACAUCUUCGAACAUCGGGGGGUUCAGGAGAUCUAGUUUCACAAGUGAUCAUAACUACGGUCCCGAGCACAUCGUAUCCGAAACCCCAACGGCCUCGCUAUCUGUCGGUACCGCCCCACCUUACUACUAUAGCUACAGCAACCAGAAUAAUGGCGGGAACACCGCAGGUUCCGCUGGGAACAUGCAAGGGCUGACCACUUCGCUGUCAUCACAAAGACUGAACUACUUGAACUCCAACCAGUACUCAGCCAGUAUCGCCGGCCCUAUCCUGUUCCACUCAAACAACAACGGAUCUGUGUCUGGCCAGAAUAAUAACCAACAGAUGGGCGCCAACAGUGGUUUCUUUGAGAAGUUUGGUAAAACAAUUGUGGAAGGCACCAAGGAGUUGGAAUCUGCUAAUUACGCUAAUGAUACCGAUACUAUCCACUCCUCCAAGAGUUACACUUCAUUGCACAAUAAUGAAAACACUCCAGUAGUGGAACCUAUUCCAAAUCACCAACAAGCAGCCUACUUAUCAACAUCUGCUAUUGAUGAUACGGCAUCAUCUUCAUCUUCAAACUCACAGCUGACUUUGGAAUCACCAGACUAUGUGAACUCGAAUAUGAAUAUGAGAAAGGGCCCGGGAGGAGUUUGGAAAAAUUUCACCGACUCACAGUCGUUCAAGCCGAACCACUUCGGUCCUUUGCCUUACCCAAACUUUCAAAGCCCUCAUCCAAAUUUUCCUAUGUUUAAUCCUUUCUUGCCUAUGGGUAUUCAAAACCAUCCGCCUGGUUUGAAUAACAAUAACAAUGUGAAUAUAAAUCCUGCAAAUACUAACCCUGGUAACGAUACAGUUAAUAGAGACCCUAAUCUUGCAAAUACUGAAACACAACAAGAACAGAUAAACGCACAGAACUUGAAUGAAAAUGGUGAUCACAACUUAAACAAUAGUAACGCAUCUCCAUACUACUACUAUCCUAUUAAUAUUCCAAAUGAAGCACAGCAACCUAUAAAUAGUAACGCAUCUACCGCACCUAAAAAGAAGAGAGGGGGUGAUAAAAAAGCAUUGCAUAAACAACAACAAGGUAAUAUGAAUCCAUAUCUGGACUCACAUCACCAGUUACAAAGACCCUUUGCCCAAAAGAAGGGCCAGACACCAACAUCUCCACCAGCAGCAAGACCAAUGUCACCACUAAGUAAUCAACCGAUCAACUUUUACAAGAAACAGCAACAACCACCAUCAGGGCAAUCAGCUGGAACACAAAGAACUACAUCGUCUGCAUCGAAUUCUAGCUCACAAAAUUCAAAGAAUACAGCUAAUAACAAUAAUAACUUCCAUAGAUCUGCUCUAUUGGAAGAACUAAGAGCAAAUCCAACUAACACUGAUUUGACUUUGAAGAGUAUUUAUGGUCACGCUCUAGAAUUCUGUAAAGAUCAGCAUGGCUCUAGAUUCAUUCAAAAAGAAUUGGCUACAGCACCUCCUCCAGAGAGAGAACUUGUGUUUAACGAAAUCAGAGACCAUGCUUUAUCAUUAGCAAAUGAUGUUUUUGGUAACUACGUUAUUCAGAAAUUCUUUGAAUAUGGGUCCAAGACUCAAAAAGAUAUUUUAGUAGAGCAAUUUAGAGGUAAGAUGGAAGAACUCUCUCUGCAAAUGUACGCUUGUCGUGUCAUUCAAAGAGCUUUAGAGUUCAUUGAUGCUCAGCAAAGGAUAGAUCUUGUAAGAGAACUAUCUCACUGUGUCUUACAGAUGAUCAAAGAUCAAAAUGGUAAUCACGUAAUUCAAAAGGCAAUUGAAUGUAUACCAAUCGAUCUGCUUCCAUUUAUCUUAAAUUCUCUUGAAGGUCACAUAUACCAUCUCUCGACUCACUCAUAUGGUUGCAGGGUUGUACAAAGAUUACUUGAGUUUGGUACCUUAGAAGAUCAAAAGAGAAUACUAGAAGAACUAAAAGACUUUAUUCCCUAUCUGAUCCAGGACCAAUAUGGUAAUUACGUGAUUCAGCAUAUUUUGCAACACGGAUCUGAUGUCAACUUGGCAUCAGAGCAUAUGAGAGUGAUCAAACAAGAAAUAAUUAAUAAUGUAGCGGAUAACAUUGUUGAAUUUUCCAAACACAAAUUUGCUUCAAAUGUGGUAGAGAAAGCCAUUAUCUAUGGCACAGAUGAUCAAAAGAUACAACUAAUGAAGAUGAUACUACCAAGAGACAAGGAACAUGCCGCUAACCUCGAGGAAGACUCUCCUUUAAUUUUAAUGAUGCGUGAUCAAUUUGCAAAUUACGUUGUGCAAAAAUUGGUAGUUGUCUCUCAAGGUGACGACAAGAAAUUAAUUGUUGUUGCUAUAAGAGCUUACCUAGAUAAGCUAAACAAAUCUGCAUCUUCUGGUAAUAGACAUCUUGCUAGUGUUGAGAAACUGGCAUCUUUAGUUGAAUCUGUUGAAAUCUGA
Nakaseomyces glabratus is the source of this 2736-nucleotide messenger RNA. It is a transcript of the gene PUF3, whose product is annotated as mRNA-binding protein PUF3. Gene Ontology annotation, biological process: nuclear-transcribed mRNA catabolic process, deadenylation-dependent decay. NCBI's taxonomy places the organism in Eukaryota, Fungi, Ascomycota, Saccharomycetes, Saccharomycetales, Saccharomycetaceae. Gene Ontology annotation, molecular function: mRNA 3'-UTR binding. The record is from RefSeq and is a predicted model, not a curated record. Gene Ontology annotation, cellular component: cytoplasm.